Neurospora tetrasperma FGSC 2508 is the source of this 1254-nucleotide messenger RNA. RefSeq lists its product as uncharacterized. NCBI's taxonomy places the organism in Eukaryota, Fungi, Ascomycota, Sordariomycetes, Sordariales, Sordariaceae. The transcript is spliced from 2 exons. Bases 1 to 1254 code for a protein of 417 amino acids. The record is from RefSeq and is a predicted model, not a curated record.
AUGGGUGGCUCAAUGUUCUCCUCGGGUAACGACCCUCUACACACUCCACGCAUGCCGCCCCAUAUCUACCAUCAUGUCAAAGCCGCAUGCCACGCUGCCCUACGCACCAUGUUUGUGUGCGUCGCCGGACCCAUCGAGGGCCCCGAGAAAGAGGACUAUGGAGACCUCGACAUCCUCGUGGCCAUGGAGACCCGUCUCGUCUUUCCAACAUCUCCCCGGCGUUGUGUUCCCAGAGGAGUGGAGGAGCUUGCGGUCGACAUCAAGGCAGCCUUGAACGCGGAGCGCUCCAUAGUCAACCCAUGUAAUAAUUCGAUACACCUUGCUAUCCCCUGGCCCAAAGACGAACCCCAGCUUGGAGAGGACAGGCAACGAUACAUCCAGGUCGAUAUCUGCAUCUGUAAGAACAUGGACCAGAUGUUUUGGGCACUCUUCAAAAGCGCACAUAGCGAUGCGUGGACUCUUUUAGGGUCCAUGAUCCGGCCUUUUGGUCUGACUGCUGACGAUGAAGGCCUUUGGCUUCGGAUUCCCGAGAUUGAGAAGCUCGACCGAAAAAAGUCCAGGGUACUACUAACUACCGAUCCCGUUGAAGUACUGCAUUUUCUCGGAAUGCAGGUGGAAGGAUAUUGGUCCGAGCCGUUUCCCACGGUUGACGCAAUGUUCAACUACAUUGCCACCUGCCGCUUUUUCACCGUCAACGAAUCCUCAUCCGGUCCUCCUCAGGAUAACAGCAGCACAAAAAGGAACUUGAAGACCCGCCCUAUCUUCCGGAAGUGGUUCUACGACUUUCUUCCUCGCCUUCGAGCUGAUGGCCGGUUUGAACAACAAUGCCAAAGUGUGUCCGGUAUCAAUGACCUCCGGGUCCACGUUCGAGAUGAAGCCUUCCGGGCCUUCAACGUUGAGCCCAUUUACUGGGCCCAGUUAAAGGACUGGCGGCUGAAAAAAGAGCCCGAGGCAGUAAAGAACCUGAUCAAAUCGGCAAUUCCAAACGACCUCGACCCCCAAUAUAGAGGCAGCCUGUUGAGUGCUAUCAAGAAGAUUAUCAUGGAGGAUAACAGAGAACUUGGCUGGCUGAGACCCAUUUCACUCCGCGAUGACGAAGGCUUUUACGACAAGGAUAUGACGCGGGCCUUCGUGGAGGAAAACUGGGAGGCCAUAGGCAAAGUUGCUUUCAAGAAAUACAGCGAUGCGUAUUAUGCAGGGCUGCAAUCGAAAAAGCUCAAGAAUGCCCACGGGACUGCAAUCCAAUCGCAAUAA